AAAUUUCCGACGCCUAAUACUUCAGCCAAAGGAGACAGGGCGAAUGAUGGCCACACCAACGCGAAAUAUACCUCUUCCGACAGGAGAUAUGUCUUUUACUUCUUCUCCGCACGAGGCAAAUCACCAACGCCAUUACCUACCCGCCAUAGAGCAUGCAAGGCUGGAGGCGGCCUUAAAGGGUAGACCUUUGCCCAAUGUCCUCCCGCACAGCAUUGAAGCCGGCAAAGAUCCAUACUACAUCGGAAACGCAUAUAGGCGACUGCAGUACAACCCAUGGCACUUAGAUACCUCUGAACGGCCUUACCUAGACUAUAUCAGAAAAGUGAUGCGCGGCUGGCCACAUCUUGAGUAUCUUGCAGACUGGAUGCAAAUCACUACGUCGCCUCCAAAGUGGAAGCAUCUGCCAAAGACCAGCCGCGACAUGCGAGCGCAGAAGACAUGUGUGGCCAUUAUUGAUUUCUCUGUGGAAGCCAACGAAAAGCCAAAAACCACCUUUAUCGGAACCAUCGGGGAGCUCAGAGAGCUUUUCGAUGAUCCUCAGUUCAGCCAUGCACCUGAUCAUCCCCGGCUUUACAUUAUGGAGGAUCUCUCUCGGGACAUGGUUGAAGAGUUUGGUUCUAGGUAUGACGUUGAUCCUUUGUUGUGGCGCGGUCAUAUCAGCGAUUAUAUGUGGUACAAGACUAAAGAUCCUUGGGUCGAACUUGACGAGCUACCGCACCUAGUCAGAGAGAAGACCUUCUACAACUUCCGUUACAUACAUCCCCGCUACUUCGAGGACAAGGAGUCUCACAGCAGGGCGACAAUUGAGGCCGGCAAGAUGAACGUCCUCAGGAGCCUAGAUAGUGACCAAUACUCGGAGAGACUGCCUGACAGCGAGGAACGAGUCUUCCUGUGUCGAAGCAAGGCUUCUCUAUGGAUUCAGCCGCGGCGUAAUGGCAAGAAUAACACUUUUGGCAUUCUAGUUGUCGACCCGACCUUUCAGGAAGGCUACCCGUUGUGGUCUGGGUAUCGUAACUUUGAGGAAACGCCAGAGCUCCAGGCUAUAAACUUGACGGGACCGCCUAGAACAUCACUCUUUCAAGACGUCGUCUAUUGGGCCUCGAAGAUGGGGGCAAGUGACUUGGAUGCCCUCGCAGCAAAUCCCCGAAAUUUGGCGUUGUCCAUCCUGACUAUAAUCGCCUCAGAGUGGCUGACCGUUCUGCAAUACUUGCGCACACGUCUCACCCAGCUCGAAUGGAUGUUAGAGAUUCCAGACUUCCGCGCGCCCUACCGACUUGACGAAGUCCUUGGUCGGCUACAUCCCUGGCACCGAUAUCUCCCAUUCUACCGGCGAUGGGUGCGCGAUGUCCUCCGGAGUAUCUUGCACAAAGACGACCUCGAUAUGCAAUCCCAGCAUAACCAGGCCCUCUUUAAGCUGCGGGAGGACUUCCUAGUCAUCCAAGAGGAAUUUGAGAUCGCGCAGGCGCAGCUGGACAACAUGACGAACCUUGUCACAGCAAUCAUCUCGCUCGAGGAGAACAAGCGCAUGGCGAACCAGAACAGCAACGUGACGCGGUUGACCUACCUUGCGGUUGUAUUUGUGCCCAUGUCGUUUGUCACGGGCCUCUUCAGCAUGACUACCGACGUUUCGGCCCUAACACAGACAUUCUGGAUAUUUUUCAUAGUAGCUAUCCCACUAUCAUUUGGGGCUCUCGCUGCUGCUCAGUGGAUCUACCUUAGGGAAUGGGUGAAGAGGCAAUGGCGAAAGUGACUGCGCAGGAAAUGGAGUUUGGAUAGCCUAUAGAAUAGCAAAAGCAGUGAGGCUCUCCCGCAUAAGAUUAGUUUUAGGGGUUGUAGCGAUCUUGCUCGUUAUUGCGGAUAGAGUUGAUAUUGGCGCACCCAACUUGGACAACGAAUUUACGAGAACAUCUGACUUAGUAUCAUAUUGUCAUUGCCC
This is a messenger RNA of Hyaloscypha bicolor E, 1936 nucleotides long. RefSeq lists its product as uncharacterized. Gene Ontology annotation, biological process: metal ion transport; transmembrane transport. The transcript has 3 exons. NCBI's taxonomy places the organism in Eukaryota, Fungi, Ascomycota, Leotiomycetes, Helotiales, Hyaloscyphaceae. The coding region runs from base 44 to 1750 and encodes 568 amino acids. The record is from RefSeq and is a predicted model, not a curated record. Gene Ontology annotation, cellular component: membrane. Gene Ontology annotation, molecular function: cobalt ion transmembrane transporter activity; magnesium ion transmembrane transporter activity; cobalt ion binding.